GCCGCCGCCUUCCCUUAGCAACGGGCACGCGGCAGCAUGGCCGACGAGCCAGGGGCAAUCGGAGACCACCACCCUCGGGUGUCCGAGGUCAACCAAGCGGUGUCUCGGCACCUCGACCGCCUGCAGGACGGGUCCCGGCAGUGUCGCUUGCAGGCGCUGGCCGGCCUCCGCGCGGCGGUCCUGGAGCGGCCGCUGCCGUCGCCGGUGCUCCAGGAGGUGUUCGCGAAGGCGAUGGUCCGGCCGCUGGCGCGCUGCCUGGUGGCCGACCCGGCCGAGCGCUGCCGGGAGCUGGCGCUGGAGCUGACCCGCCACGGCGUGAGCCAGAGCAGCCGGCCGGAGCAGGCGCUGCCCUUCCUGGUGCCGGCGCUGACGCAGCGCCUGGGCCUCCCGCCGGGCGAAGGCGAGCCGUGCGAGGAGCUGCGCCUGGGCCUCCUGCAGCUGCUCAGCCUCCUGCUGCAGGCGUGCCGAGGAGACGCCCUGGCGCCUUACCUGCCCGAGCUGGUGCGCGCCCUGCGCAGCGCCCUCCUCGACCCGUAUCCGCAGGCCAAGCGAGAGGGCUGCGCGGGAGCCGCCGCCUGCGCCAAGGCCAUGCCAGAUACCUUUCACAUGCAGUCAGAAAGUUUGAUCAAUCCCUUAAUGCAAGCAAUUUCCCAUCAGCACUAUAGAGUCCGUGUUGCUGUCAUUCAGGCUACAGGAGCAGUGAUUCAGUUUGGCAAUGCGAAGUCUCUGGACGAUGUGCUUUCUCACCUAGCCCAGCGGUGUUUUGAUGAGAUCCCACAGGUUAGAGAGGCUGUUACCAGUGUCACUGGAGAGUGGCUAUUGCACCUGCGGGAUAGAUAUUCUUAUUUUCACAAGUUAAUUCCUCUGUUACUCAGUGGCCUUACUGACGAAAUACAUGAAAACAAGGAACUGGCUCUAACUUAUUGGAAGAAAGUAGGCUCGCAAUGGGAAAAAGAAAACGAGCACGAUAUUAAAGAUAAACUUGACUUCUAUAUUGUGCCACCUUAUUAUCCUCCAGGAUUGACUCGUCCAGAUCUGGGAUGUCGGGAGCUGGUGGUCAGAAACAUCUUCAAAAUACUCCCAGGUCUCUGCCAUGAUAUAACUGACUGGGUUGAGGGCACCAGAAUAAAGGCGUCACAGCUUCUGGUUAUCUUAUUGCAACAUGUAGAGGACCACAUCACACAGCACAUGGAACUCCUCCUUAGAACUCUGUACCGGGUGUGCUCAGAUGAGGAAAGUAAUGUGACUAGGAAUUGUGUGAAUGCAGCAGAGCUGAUUGGCGCCUUUGUCAGCCCAGCGGUAUCUCUGAAGUUAAUCACGUCUGACCUUGAAAAAGCGCCUAUGCCAUCCUACCUCAUGGUUCUAGCGGCAGUUAUAAGGGGUUCGCCAAGGAAAGUCUUGCAGCCUCAUUUGGUGUACCUUGCUAGCACACUGGCCUGCCCUGAAAUAAGACAGCGGUCUGAAGAGGUCUUUUACAUGGAGCAGCUGCUUUGCUGUGUGGAAGCGCUCAUUGAUGUAUGCCAAGAGGACUGUAAAGAAGUAAGCCUUCAGCUAACGAAGGUUUUGGUAACGAUAACGGCAAUACCAACUUCUGGACCCUUGCAUGUGAAGUUAGAAGAGGCAAUGGAUGCAUUGGCUCAGGUGCAGCACUUGGAGGGUGCUGUUGGCCUUUAUCAACAACAUAUAUCUCAACUUAUGGAAUGGGUAUCCUUAACUCAUGAUCGUUGGACCUGCUUCUCUCCAGAAUUACUACAGUUUGAUGUGAUUGCCACUCAUUCAGGCCCCAUGAUAGGCAAAGUUCUUCAGGAUUUUAUUCUCAUUCUUAAAACAUGUCUUCAGACAUCUAGAGAUCCCAGGAUGCGUCUGAAACUAUUCAGUAGCUUAUCCCAUUUGCUUCAGAAACCAAAGGAGACCGUCAAUUCUCAAGGGCAGUUUUGUAACUACCUUGAGAUCCUGAUAAAAGACAUCCUGGCUCCUAAUCUGCAGUGGCAAGCUGGAAGAACAGCAGCUGCCAUCCGCACGACUGCUGUAUCAUGCCUCUGGGCUCUUAUUUACAGUGAACUGCUUUCACCAGAAGAGAUGCUGAAAGUUGAAGAUGUGCUGAUGCCCAAAAUAGUUGCCACACUGGAAGAAGAUUCCAAAAUGACACGCUUAAUGUCUUGUCGAAUAAUCAACAUUUUUCUAGAUGGUUGCAUAAAACAAUUUGAACUCAGCAAAAUUUAUCCAGAACUCCUAAAGCGUUUGGAUGAUUCGUCGCAUGAGGUCCGACUAGCAGCUGCCAAUGCCUUGCUCAGCUGGUUCAAAUGUAUAAACAAUGAUGAAAAGAAAGUCCUAUUAAAAACCAGCAUUGAGUUCCUAUAUCAAGAACUGUUAGUUCACCUGGAUGACCCUGACCAGAAUAUCCAGUCUGCUGUCUUAGAUAUUUUGAAAGAAGGAGGUGUUCUCUAUCCAGAUAGCUUGGCAAAAGAAAUUGAAGCAGUUGUGCACAAACAUCGCUCUCCAGCCUACUGUGAUCAGUUGCUGCUGCACAUUGAAUCAACGGGGUGGAGAUACUCAGAAUCAUAAAUGCCUUUGUGGGUUGUGACUUCUCAUUUGUACCAUACAAUGUUGACACAUCAAUAAAUGGAGAAGUUUCAGCUGCCAAAUACUGACAUUCAUGCACAGAUAUAAAUAAAAACACUUACAGGCAAUAUAUUUCAAACUUUUUUAACAGAAAAAAACCUUGAAAAGACAAAUGUGUGAAUAAUAGCUGCUUUGUUUUUCAUAUUGUUGCAAAUCCCACAUCUAACAUCUCUGCAGUGAACCUUAGACUACUGAAUGAUGUUACAAUGUGUCACUCAGCUGUGUAUUAUACAAGUUACCAUGCAGUUUGUAAGAUCUGUAUGACACAAAAUGAAGAUCUGGAGACAUUUAAAGGUUUACCAAGCAAUAGAAUUCAUAUUU
Molecule: messenger RNA, 2943 nt
Organism: Zootoca vivipara (common lizard)
Lineage: Eukaryota; Metazoa; Chordata; Lepidosauria; Squamata; Lacertidae
Gene: DNAAF5
Product: dynein axonemal assembly factor 5
Biological process (GO): cilium movement; outer dynein arm assembly; inner dynein arm assembly
Cellular component (GO): cytoplasm
Molecular function (GO): dynein intermediate chain binding
Source: RefSeq, a predicted model, not a curated record